UUGUCAAUGCCAAUGGUGUUCAAGUGUUGUUGUUGUUGUUGUUAUUAUUAUUAUUAAAUAUGUUGGGGACAACUUCCACUGUGGAAUCAUUGAAUUCACUUUGAGGAAGCCUGAAAACUGAACGUCAUGAAAAACAGAAAUUAGAAAUCUUUCUGUCGGUGUCAUUAGGAAGCCCAAAACUUAUUCUGCUUUUCCGCUGCAGACAUGUGCUAUUCUUUAUGUAGGAAGGAUUGAGAAUGGAAUCUAUUCAGCUGGGUGAAUCUAUCCAGGGCUGCUAAAGCGCUUCGUGUUUGGGGCGGCUGCGAGCUCUGCCCGCCUUCCCACAAAGCCGGAGCGUGGGAGAAGAAGUGGAGCGCCCCCCCCCCCCAAACCCAGAGGGCCUUUGCUCAGAGCGGCUCCGACGCAGAGUGAAAUCUGUCCUGGCAGCAAGCGGGGCGGGGAGGGGCGGAGAGAAAGGGGUGAUCGGAUUGCGGGCAAAUAGGUGGCAAUUAAUUAUCCGGGAUUGGGAACCAGUUGCUGCUCCGCGCGCCCGCCCGCGCCCCCCUUCGCCGUCGCUCCCCACAUUUCCCCUCUGAUUGGAUCCAGGCGCCGAUGAGCGCGGGAUAUAAAGCUCCGGCCCGAGAGCCUCUUCUCCCUUCCCAACCGGCGGCGGCAGCAUGACGGGCCGCGAGGAGCUCUCGGAGGGCAAAGCCAAGGGAAGCGCGCUGGCGCCCAGCAGCGCCUGUGGCCACGAGAAAGCGCGCUUGGGGGGCCCGACCGGCGGCGGCUUGCGCUCCAAGGGCUUCGCCAUCACAGACCUCCUGGGCUUGGAGGCGGAGCUACAGCCGUCGGCUUGCUCGAGCUGCGAAGGCGGUGGGCCAGCUGCGGGGCGAGGAGGAGGAGGCCCUCCCUUGCCGCUGGGCUUGGGCUUCCUGUGCAGUUUUGCCACCCAGCAGCACGCGGGGGCACCUCGUCUCCUGCCCGCGCACCUCCCCUUCCUCCAGCCUCGCUCGGAGCACCAGCACCCCCGGUACGGGCCGGAAGUCGAGAAGCCCAAGUUGACCAUCUCCGAUGAAGAUAGUUUAUCAGGAGAAAAGAACAACCUGAAGACAUCUGACUCUCAGAUCAAGAGAAAAAAACGGCGGCACAGGACUGUGUUCACUGCCCAUCAGUUGGAGGAAUUGGAAAAAGCAUUUAAUGAAGCUCAUUACCCUGAUGUAUAUUCCAGAGAAAUGUUAGCAAUGAAAACUGAAUUGCCUGAGGAUAGAAUACAGGUUUGGUUUCAAAACCGAAGAGCCAAGUGGCGGAAGCGUGAGAAAUGUUGGGGCCGCAGUAGUGUGAUGGCCGAAUAUGGUCUCUACGGUGCCAUGGUGAGGCACUCCAUCCCACUUCCAGAAUCAAUUAUCAAUUCUGCCAAAAGUGGAAUGGUUGGUUCCUGUGCCCCUUGGUUGUUGGGAAUGCAUAAAAAAUCAAUAAAUAUUAUAAGAAAGCCUGAGAACGAGGAAAAAGGAAAUGGCAGCUGGAAAUCUGAACAUCCUGAGGAGGAAUUCAUAAUUAAGCAGACAGAAUAUGAACGAAACCCCACUAAUAAAUUAAUCUCAACGGACAGUUCAGAAGAUAUUGCAAUUGAUCUUUCUAGUACGGCAAAGCAGGAAAAAAAGAUCAGCAAUCUGAGUUUUGGUGGGAGCCCACAGCCCAAAAUGAAAGAUGCUGAACACUAAGGACCUGGAGGGGCAACACGAAACAUUUAAAUUGGCCUCUUCAAUGGUCUAGCAAAAUAUGAGUAUUAUUGCUCUAUGCUUAUUUAUUAGUUUUUUUUUCAAGUGACUCAUUCAUUUUACGUGCAAAGGGGACUUUCUAAGGUGGGAUAUAUCCAAGAUAUAAUUUAUUUUUACAAAUUGAAAGUUGUAUAUUUGUAAAGAAGAUAAUUUGCUGUAGCUGGAUAUUUUUUCUUUAUAUAUCUCACUAAGUCACCUUUCACCCAAAGUCUAAAAAUAGCAUUUGGUUCCAUUUUUGGCAGAGAGGCAAAUAACUACCCAAUCAUUUAAUGAAUCUCACUCCAUCAAGUAAGUAGAAUUAUCAAUGAAAACAAUAUGCAAUAUAUUUCUGCUAAAUUAAACCAAAGUAGAAAAUUAUAAAAAGAUUUGAUUUUUUUUUCAGAAAUGAUCAUUCUCCUUACCUGCGUAUGGAUAUUUAAUAAUGAACGAUAAAUUGGAAUAUUUAUGUGAUAAAGCAAAUAAUAAGAAACACUUUUCUGAAAUUAUCUGAUACCCUCCUGAUGCGUUGGAAACACAAUUCCUAGAAUUCUCUACCAGCUUGGAAAUUCAGAUAAACCCGUCCUGAUAGUCAUUUGCAGUGGACUUAGAAGCAUGUCUGGCUUCAGCUGGUUUAACAGUGGCAAAAGUAGCAGAAAGUAGCAGAAGCAGACUUUCUCUUUCUUCUUCAUUAAAAUGCUAAUAUACAUUGGAUAAAGAAACAGAUCUCUGUGUGAAAAUAUUUAUUAAUAAUAAAUAUCAUUUAAUUUCAAGUAUCUUUUUGCACUAGACUCCAGUUGGAGAAACUCAGGUUUCUUGUAAAAUGUAAAGUAGUUCCUAUAAACAUUAUGUCUGGCUAUUUCUACUGUAUUGUAAAAGCAAUAUUUAUUAGUGCAGUUAGAUGUCUCAUAUGUACAGUAUACGUGAUAUACAGAACAAGGGAAAUGAAGAACCUUGAUGAAAAUUUGCUAAUAGCAACCAAGAAGUUAUUGUGCUUGACAGAUCUGCACUGAAAGUUGUAAAUUGCUGAUACUGUUCUGAUUUAAUGCUGAUCAGAACCCUCUUGACCAUCUUGAAAGUUCUAUGGAAUAAUAUGGAGUUAUAAUUAAGUUAAAUGCUCAAAUUUUCCUUUGAAAAUCAAAGAAUACCAUGCUCACCUUUAAAAAUGAGAGGGAAAUAUUGGUCCAUAACAAAACACAAAGCUGAAUUAAUUUUCAUGGCAUACAAUAUCAAUUCCUGAUCCCUAACAGGAUAGAGCUACAUUUUAUUACAUGGAAUUAUGGUGUAUAGAUCAGAACUCAGUUAUUGGCUAGUUUGUGGCCUUCUUUAAAUUCCAGGCCCAGCAGCUUUAUUCACCAAGGGUUAUGAGAAUGAUGGUCUAACAACAUAUAAAUGUUUUCAGGUUGCUCUCUUUUUCUUACAAGAUGUUGUAUUAUAGAUUUUGGUGUUUGCAUUAGGACAUCCAAUAGUCCAACUGCUGCAAGCUUACAAAAACAUACAUUUCUUUUAUCCCCAGUUACACGAUUUCAUUACAUAUUAUUUUUAAAAACUAAGAAAAUUAAUAUUUUUUACCAAUGUUUUCAGCAUAAAGUAUAGUCCUCUGCUUUCUACUACAAAACUGUAUUGGGGAAACAAUAUGCAAUAACUCCAAUUUAUGUUAUAUGACACGCUAUGCAUAAUUGAACACAAAUCUGUAUUUAUAGAGAAAAAAGCCAUAGAAUCCAGAAAUAAAAUAUAAUUUUAUAAGAUGUCAUAGAAAAAUAUUUUGUACUUAUUCUGCAUGGAAGAAUAUCAACAUUUGAUCUUUUCCCUUUGGCCUUUUUAUAUGUACAUCUAAAAAGCACUUUGGAUAUCUACCUGCUUUGUUUGUCAACUAUUUAUUUAUAUAUAUUCAUAAUAA
Molecule: messenger RNA, 3633 nt
Organism: Crotalus tigris (Tiger rattlesnake)
Lineage: Eukaryota; Metazoa; Chordata; Lepidosauria; Squamata; Viperidae
Gene: VSX1
Product: visual system homeobox 1
Exons: 5
Coding region: 657-1700 (347 amino acids)
Biological process (GO): regulation of DNA-templated transcription
Cellular component (GO): nucleus
Molecular function (GO): transcription cis-regulatory region binding; DNA-binding transcription factor activity, RNA polymerase II-specific
Source: RefSeq, a predicted model, not a curated record